Molecule: messenger RNA, 730 nt
Organism: Capsella rubella
Lineage: Eukaryota; Viridiplantae; Streptophyta; Magnoliopsida; Brassicales; Brassicaceae
Exons: 4
Coding region: 131-577 (148 amino acids)
Source: RefSeq, a predicted model, not a curated record
AGAUCCUAAAUAAUCUCAUCCUCACUUUGUAUAUAAUCAAAUCGUUCUCUUCUUCUCUUUUUGGUUUUUACUAUAAUCAAAUCUUUCUUUUCAAGCUUCCUAACUCUCAACAAAUUAAAUUUUCACCGUGAUGGCUUUCAGAAUCAUCAGGCAAUUGCGACCGGUCGGAAACCAAUUUGGUGGCUCUCGCCGCUUCGCAACCACCGUCGCCGAUGGUGCCAAACAAACAUAUAACAAGUUCUCUGUAACGGGAGAUUUUGCACCAGUGGCAAUAAUAGGAGGAUUUGUUGGUCUAACGGUGCUAAUGGCAGGACAUAGCCUGAAGCAGCAGCUUGUGCAUUCUCCGGCUAUCAGUACAAGAAAGAAUAGAAGAGCUGCUGUAGCUGAGGUCGAUGAUCCUGAGAAUUGUGUUUCCUCCGCUGACAAAUUCAUCAACAAGUCUUGGCUACGUAAAGUUGGUCAGAUUCAAGAUAAGUCUAAAGCUAUCUUAUCUGAUCCCACCCGACCUAACCCAUACACCACGCCUCGAAAUGCAGAGACAUUGAACUCCGUUGGUGUGGCUCCAAAGGGUAUCUGAUAACCUUCUGAAGAGUCGAUCAAGUUUUUUGUUUUUGUGCUGCUUUCAAAUAAAAUUUGCAUUUAUCUUUUCUAAGUUCUUUGUUCUAAUUAAUCUGUACAUAUAAAAUAAUCUCUUUGAGCUUGUUUCAAAUAAAGUCUCUUUCUUAUUCUU